AAUGAUGGAGAACGAAGUCUUUGCAUCUUUUAUUUUCUUCAGCACUUUACUGAUCCUGAAAAUGUACGCCCUGGCCAUCAUUACCGGGCAAGUCAGGCUCCGGAAGAAGGCGUUUGCCAACCCUGAGGAUGCCCUCCGGCACGGAGGGGUGCUGUACCACCGAGAAGAUCCGGAUGUGGAGCGUUGCCUCAGGGCUCAUCGCAAUGACAUGGAGAACAUCUACCCCUUCUUGUUCCUUGGGGCUGUCUACUCCCUCCUGGACCCUAACCCAGCCGUGGCUCGGAUCCACUUCCUGGUCUUUUUCGUUGGCCGGAUGGUCCACACCGUGGCCUAUCUCCUGAAGCUGAGAGCCCCGACGCGGUCGGUGGCCUAUGGCGUGGCUCAGCUGCCCUGCUUUUCCAUGGCUUUACAGAUCAUCUUUGCCCUCCUAAAACAUUGGUGA
Euleptes europaea (tarantolino) is the source of this 442-nucleotide messenger RNA. It is a transcript of the gene PTGES, whose product is annotated as prostaglandin E synthase. The coding region runs from base 2 to 442 and encodes 146 amino acids. Gene Ontology annotation, biological process: prostaglandin biosynthetic process. Gene Ontology annotation, cellular component: membrane. Gene Ontology annotation, molecular function: prostaglandin-E synthase activity. Lineage: Eukaryota; Metazoa; Chordata; Lepidosauria; Squamata; Sphaerodactylidae. The record is from RefSeq and is a predicted model, not a curated record. The transcript has 3 exons.